Paramuricea clavata is the source of this 2201-nucleotide messenger RNA. Lineage: Eukaryota; Metazoa; Cnidaria; Anthozoa; Malacalcyonacea; Plexauridae. The record is from the annotation of a GenBank genome assembly.
AAUUAGAUUUAUCGUCUUGUAUUGACAUCCCAAGUGAAACAUUUGACGAACUUGCAAAACUAACGAGUUUAAAAAGAUUAAAUCUCCACAGAACACAGAUAACCGAAAAUAAUUUUGAGAAAAUUGCCAGGUAAUUUCAACUGUUAACUAUCCUGGUUCCAGAGGUUUCGAUAAUAAAUAUAAACUUCUGGAACCAGGGUAACUGUUAACGAAUCAUGUUGACAAUAAUUGUGAGAUCAAAAAUGCCUCCACCAAUGGCAUCAAAUGCAGCAGCUACUGUAUAUACUGUAUAAUUUAUUCAAAUCAUCGUACGGGUCACCAGACUCACCACAAACGACGUUUUGCAUCGCUUUAUAUUCGUUUAUUGGUAUGUUUAAUAGUUUGUUAGUCGGUUACUUUGUUUGGAGACAUAAUAGCCUUGUUAUUUAUUAAAAAAUAGUAUGUCUUGUGGUGCACUUGUUUUGCGCAUGCAUCAGGACACUGAUUAUAAUAUAACAAUGAAAGCAUGAAUUUUCUAAAGAACGGGUCGAAUCACAUCACAUAUACAAUGAUCGCCUCUGCCAAUGCCAUGCAGCCAAUCCCAAAACACUAUUUUUAAGUUGGUAUUUAUAUCCAAACUACUUCAAAUGUCAGUAACUUAAUUUAACAAUAAUUAUAUUAUUAUGUGAAUCACUGUGAUAGUAAUUUUAACAUUUUCAUUCCAUUUACUUUGUUUUGUACGUAUGCUCGUAUAGGUCUUGUACAGAAUUAAUGCAUGUUAAUCUGGGAGGAUGUUUUCAAUUCAGGAAUUUCGAUGAAGCAAUGAAAUACCUGGAAUAUUGUCCGUAUGUUGUUUUCUUUUUUAUUCUUUAAGUGAGGGUCCUGACGGGUGGUGGUUAAAUCCCAUUAUUUUUAAAUCCAGCCAUUUUCACACUAUAUCCCAACUAUCCCAACCGGUGAAAUUAAAAGAAAAUCCCUGAUUAGGUGGUUUAAUAAUCUAUACGUGUUAAUUUAACUUUUAGAACUAGUUUUGUCAUGUAAAAGGGUUAGAUAGACCUACUAGUAAAUGCAAUACAUUUAACAAAACGAGACAAGCCCGCUGCGUAUAAGAAAAUCACUGACUCACAGAAAAAUUAUCUUAUCAUGCAGUUUUCUUGGAAUUGGUUUGGCAAAUUCUCUAUCAAGUCGCUCCUGUAGCUUUUCUUAAAGCCGUUAUUUCAAGGGGUUUUAUAUCCCCAUUUUGUGUAUGUGAUUCCCAGUCCCAGCAAGACAAAUCCCGUUUUCUCAGUCCAGUCUUCCAAAAGCUAGCUAUUUAUGCAUGAAAUAGUGGUUGGUUCUUAGCAACUGGAGUCUGCAUGAAACUUAGUGGUUAGAGUGCUGCAUCGGUUUAACAAUUCCAAUUAGGGAACAAGAGCGACCAAAUUUUGAGUUUGUUUCAGUCUUGAAAAAUAGUUCUACCUUUUAGUCAUACAGAAACGAGGGCGAUUUGCAGUACUUUAAUGGCUGAAUAAGUAUUAAUUGGCUGAAUAAGUAUUAUAAUCUAAAUGGCUGAAUAAGUAUUAAUUUUAUUUCAACUAUGAAAUCUUUUGUUGUUCAUAUUUGAUUUUUACACAGAAAUCUUGUAUCGCUAGACUUAUGGAGAGCAAAAUCUCUAACUCAAAAUGGAAUCAGCAGUAUUUAUCAAAAUUGUCCCAAUCUCGAAGAAAUAGAUCUUGGCUGGUGGUAAGAGAAUUUAUAAAAUAACAUGUAUAUAACGCGUGUUCUGAUUGGUCAAAAGCCGUGUUUGGAUCAGGCCAUCCAAACACGGAAGACUAUCGUGUUGUUGUUAUUUUAUAAAACAAUUACUUUAUGGUUUCCGUGUUUGGAUGGACUGAUCCAAACACUUGGGAAUGUUGCUCGAGUUAAGAAAAGCUCGCUUUUCUUACCUCUCGCAACAUUCCCGCGUGUUUGGAUCAGGCCAUCCAAACACGGAAACCAUAAAGUAAUUGUAUAAUACUAUUAGACAGUGCAUGUAUACAUGAUGUGAUGUUAAAUAUAUAAAAUAUUAUAGUAACCACUGGUGUUUAAUCCACGGAGUUACACCACUGAUCUGUGAAGGGAAUGUUCAUGAUAAAUCUUUUACUGGGUUUUUUUUUCAGUAAUAAUGUUGCAACACAUAGUUCCUUGCGUCUCUUGGUUACUCACUGUCAGAAGAUGAAGAAGAUUUUCUUGACAGCUUUAAG